Messenger RNA from Dryobates pubescens (Downy woodpecker), 2365 nucleotides. RefSeq names its product RAN binding protein 10 (gene RANBP10). Gene Ontology annotation, cellular component: cytoplasm. The record is from RefSeq and is a predicted model, not a curated record. Gene Ontology annotation, molecular function: protein binding. Bases 6 to 1826 code for a protein of 606 amino acids. NCBI's taxonomy places the organism in Eukaryota, Metazoa, Chordata, Aves, Piciformes, Picidae. The transcript is spliced from 14 exons. Gene Ontology annotation, biological process: cell surface receptor signaling pathway; cytoskeleton organization.
CCAAGAUGGCGGACGCGGGGUGCCUGCAUGGGGGGGAUGCGGCGCUGCCGUGCCCGCCCGAGGAGCAGGAGCUGAGCCAGCGCCUCCGCCGCCUCUACCCUGCUGUCAACCAGGAUGAGACACCGCUGCCGCGCUCCUGGAGCCCUAAGGACAAGUACAACUAUAUUGGCCUCUCGCAGGGCAACCUCCGCGUCCACUACAAAGGUCAUGGUAAGAAUCACAAGGAUGCUGCUUCAGUCCGGGCCACGCACCCCAUCCCUGCCGCCUGCGGCAUUUACUACUUUGAGGUGAAGAUUGUCAGUAAAGGCAGAGAUGGGUAUAUGGGAAUAGGACUUUCUGCUCAAGGGGUCAACAUGAACAGGCUCCCAGGAUGGGACAAACAUUCUUAUGGGUACCAUGGGGAUGAUGGGCACUCCUUCUGCUCCUCGGGGACAGGACAGCCCUACGGCCCUACCUUCACCACUGGAGAUGUGAUUGGCUGCUGUGUCAAUCUCAUCAACAACACCUGCUUCUACACCAAGAACGGCCACAGCCUGGGUAUUGCCUUUACAGACCUCCCUUCCAAUCUCUACCCUACAGUGGGUCUCCAGACUCCAGGAGAGAUAGUGGAUGCCAACUUUGGGCAGCAGCCCUUCGUGUUCGACAUUGAGGACUACAUGAGGGAGUGGCGAGCGAAGAUCCAGAGCACCAUCAAGCGCUUUCCCAUAGGGGACAGGCUAGGCGAGUGGCAAGCCAUGCUGCAGAAUAUGGUUUCAUCAUACUUGGUCCAUCAUGGGUACUGCUCAACAGCAACUGCCUUUGCCAGAGUCACAGACACCACAAUCCAGGAAGAACAGACCUCAAUAAAGAACAGACAAAGAAUACAGAAGCUAGUAUUGGCAGGAAGAGUGGGAGAGGCUAUAGAAGCCACCCAGCAGCUCUAUCCUGGUCUCCUAGAACAUAACCCCAACCUGCUCUUCAUGUUAAAGUGCCGGCAAUUCGUGGAGAUGGUGAAUGGCACAGACAGUGAAGUUCGUUGCUUCAGUGCCCGCAGCCCCAGAUCCCAGGACAGUUACCCUGGGUCCCCCAGCUUAAGCCCUAGGCAUGGAUCAAGCAACUCCCACGUUCAUGGUGCAGGAGCAGAUAGUCCAACCUGUAGCAAUGGAGUCAUGUCCACAAAAAGCAAACAGAGUCACAGUAAAUACGCAACACUGAGUUCAUCAUCUUCAUCAUCCUCCUCCUCCUCCCCCUCAUCUGUGAACUACUCUGAAUCCAAUUCUACAGAUUCUACCAAAUCCCAGCAGCACAGCAGUACGAGUAACCAAGAAACCAGUGACAGUGAGAUGGAAAUGGAGGCUGAGCAUUACCCCAAUGGAGUCCUGGAAAAUUCAUCCACCAGGAUAAUGAAUGGCACCUACAAACAUGAAGAGAUCCUGCAGACAGAUGAAUCCAGCAUGGAAGACAGCUGCCCCCAGAGGCAGCUCUGUGGAGGGAACCAUGCUGCCACGGAGAGGAUGAUCCAGUUUGGCCGGGAGCUGCAGAUGCUGAGCGAGCAGCUGUGCAGAGAGUAUGGGAAAAACACAGUGCAUAAAAAGAUGCUUCAGGACGCCUUUAGCUUGUUAGCUUACUCAGACCCCUGGAAUUGCCCUGUCGGUCAGCAGCUGGACCCCAUCCAGAGGGAACCCGUGUGUGCUGCUCUUAAUAGUGCUAUUCUGGAAUCUCAGAACCUGCCAAAGCAGCCCCCGCUGAUGCUUGCCCUGGGCCAGGCCUCGGAGUGCUUGCGGCUGAUGGCUCAUGUGGGGCUGGGGUCCUGCUCCUUCGCCAGGGUGGAUGACUACUUGCACUAGGUGCCAGGGGAGCUGGCACUGCCCUUCGCCCCUGCUGCUGCCCUGCGCCAUCACCUCCUUCCUAGCCUGACCUCCCUGCCACCAGCACCCCUGCAGCACAUACGCACACUGCCCUGGGAAGGAUGGAGUCCCUUGGGCAUGGCCGUACCCGGCCCCAGCGGUCCUGGCAGAUCUCGCUCUGCCCUGCCGGCUGCUGCCACCAUGGCCCUGGCCCCUGCGCUGCUCACUCUCACGCAGCGCGUUCCAACCUAGGGACUGCUUUUUGUUUUGAUUUGAGUUGUUUCUCAUGGAUGCACCAAUAUUUUACCUGGAGGGUGUUGCUGAGCUGGUUUCUGCCAUUGUACUGAGGCAGCUCGUCAAGUUGGUGACAGCUUCUUCUCUCCCCUUCGCCCUCCAUCGUGCACAUACAGCGGCAUCUCCUGUGCUAGUUACCUGAACUCUUCUCACAGUGGCAGUUCAGAGGGAUGUUUUUUUAUUAUUUUAUUUGAAUCCUGUUUAUUAAAAAGGUCUCUUCCACCUCCACAAAGUCAUUGAUGUAU